CGCCGCGUCGUCGCCGUAGUGUUGCGAGAAAAUCGCCUGAAAAAUAAAUUCGCGGACCAGCGGCCGUCGCAAGCGCGAAGAAAGUCGCGGCAGAAACCCUCUCGACCAUUUCACCGCGUGCCCGCACCGCUCGCCGAACCCCAACCUCGCGUCGACCUCGCGCCAACCUUAACCCUUUCGCUUUUCAAAAUGAGGCGAGUUUCCAACUUCACUCUUUUGUGGAUGUGAGAUUGUGAGGAUUGUGCCGGGUUGUGAGCCCACUGGAUUUUGUGCUUUGUACCCUAGCGCGAGAGUUUCGUAGCAUUUCUGUCGUUCGGUAUUUGUGAAUAUUGUGAACCUCUCGUCACAUGCCUUCAGGAAUACUCAGAUGACGUUUGGUUUCCUUGCCAAUGCACCACUCAAGGAUGAUUACGAGAACGCAAGUGGUGGCGGUUAGUAUAGCAGCGAUACUGAGUCUUGGCCUCGCCUCGGAGCGGCACAAAGGCCGGCGCCCGAUGGCCACCGCGAUCGCCCUCCAGCAGGUCCCGCAGGCCUCCGAGAAGUUCUUCGACCUGACCGAGAAGCACAAGCACCCGCACAAGCGCGGCCUCUUCGCCAAGUUCAUCGGCGCCAUCACCGGCAACGACGAGUCCGAGAACGCCCCCGUCAUCACCAUCACCUCCGUCCACGGCUACCCGGGCAGCCACCGCUUCAGCCCCGGCUACACCUACGGCUACGCCCCCAGCUACAGCAACUACGGCGGGAGCUUCGGCUACUACCGAAACGCCGGCUUCGGACCCAAAGGCUUCAGCUCCUUAGACGCCUACGCCCCGCAAACGAGCGCCCUUAAUAGCAACAGCUUCUCCGGCUUCUCACCUGGCCCCCCGCAGAGCUACGUGAGCCACGGUCAAACCGCCAAUGGUGAACCCGUCAAGACCAUCACCAUCACCAAGGAGGUCCCCGUGCCGUACCCCGUCCACGUCGAAAAGAAAGUCCCGUACCCUGUCAAAGUCCCUGUCGACAGACCGGUCCCGAUCACGGUGCCGAAGCCGUACGCUGUGCACGUGGACAAACCGGUGCCCUACCCGGUCAAAGUCCCCGUACAGGUUCCCGUUCCGGUGACGGUCGAGAAACACGUUCCUUUCGCCGUUAAAGUCCCCGUCGACAAGCCCAUCCCAAUCCACGUUCCCAAACCGUUCCCGAUCUACAUCGAGCGGAAAGUCCCGUACCCUGUGGAGAAACACGUGCCAUUCAGCGUUAAGUACCCCAUCCAGCAGGGGCCGUUCCCCGUCCAGCAGGGACCGUUCCCCGUCCAGCCCGGUCCGCAUCCUCUGGAGAAGAAGGUCCCGUUCCCGAUGAGGUUCUCAGUCGAGAGACCCUUCUCCUUCGCACAGCCCGGAAUGCGGCCGUACCCCAUUGAUGUGGAGCGACAGAUCCCCUGGGAGCAGAAACCCAUCGUUGUGCCCAUUAAGGUUCCGAUCAAGAUCCCUUACCCAGUGGAAGUGAAGGUGCCUCUCCAUAUUCCCAUCGUCGGGAAGCAGGAGGUCAACCAUAGCGACGGGGACAACUUCCCUGGGUUCGGGGCCACGUUUUCGGGGUUUGACAACUCGGGGAACAACAGUCAAGCCAGUUCGCUGACGGGGGCUGAUUUUGGGGGUAGCUCCGAGUCGGACUUCUUCGGGAACCCGGAGAACAGCUCGGGUGGCCACGAGAGCGGAAGGUAUACGGAGAACUCGGAGAGACCGGAGUCGAACAGCUUCGGCGAGAACCUGAGUUCGUUCGGCGGGCAAGCCGAGGCGCACAGCGGUGGCUCCUCUCACGACUCCAGCAACGAUGGCUACAACUUUAAUUUUGACACGGAUGACAGCGAGAACAACUCCUCUGGAUACGCGUAAUUUUAUUCCUCUGCACUGAAUAAAAAGCUACGGGCUAUAUAGACAUACUGUCCGUUCCGGGCUCAGAGGCCGGAAUUUCCGGGUGCUGGAGCCGUGGCUUUGAUUGCUCCGGGUGCUAUGUCAGGAGGUUUCGGCCUCUUAGCCAGGAAAGUAGGCGUUACGUCUGCAUAGCCUGUAAGUACGGCUUCCAAAGCCGGAGUUUUUUUUCAGUAUGACGAAAUCUCAAUUCAUCAGUGCCGUUCGACGAUUUUCCUUGCAGGUUUACGGAGGAUUGUGGUGAAGUAAAAGCUAAGGUAAAGUCUUGAUAUGCAAAAAAAAACCAAAAAUGCUUAAUUCGAGAGAAUUCCGAUAAAUCGGCCGUGUUUAGAGGAAAGGAACGAAACCGCAUCAGUCAUUGCCAAGUUUAACUGCGUCAUUCAAUAUUUUACAAGAGAAAGAUUGGACGGAUUCCGUUUAAAAUUUAAGGAAUCUGAUUCGUACUUCGUAACAAAUUCAAUGAAAUUUGCAGAGAACUCCGCACAAUCGUUUUCGUGCAAAAAAUAAAUUGCCCGAUUGAAUUUGGCAAUAGCUGAUGUGGUUUGGUUCCUUUCUGCUUAACGCGGUCCGAAUACGCUGGGCUACUAAAAAUGAAUGAAUCUCAGCUCAUUGCGCAGGAGCUAAAGAUCUUCGAACAUUUAUCAGUCCUGAAAAACACUGACUCCGCGAGGUAAACUAAUCGCGCCAAAUAUAGUGUGGCGCGGAAAGCACAUUAACGCCUACAAGACUAGAUGAAUACUUCCCGCAUUGCGCGUGAUAUCACGGCCCGUGCUUGGCGCAUAUUAGCGCCUACAAGACUGCGUGAAUACUUCACGCAUUGUGUGUUCACUACGGUGCGCGAUUUGGACCGCGUUUAGCAGAGAGAAACCAAGUCACAUAAGCUAUUGCCUUUCACUGAGCAAUUUCAUUUUUCACAAGAGAAUUAUUGAGCGGAUUUUUGAAAAUUUUAAGGAAUCUGCUUCGUACUUCGAUGAAAUUUGCAGAGAACUCCGCACAAUCGGUUUCGUCCAAAAUAUAAAUUGCCCGGUUGAAUUGGGCAAUAGCCGAUGUGAUUUGGUUCCUUUAUGCUUAACGCGGUCCGAAUGCGCUAGGCUACUGAAAAUGAAUGAAUCUCAGCUCAUUGCGCAGGAGCUAAAGAUCUUCGAACGUUUAUCAGUCCUGAUUGCAGAGAGAGACAUAAUGGAGUGAUCGAAACGUGUUCAUACCACACAAAAAUCGGAGUUAAAAUGUGUGGACUCCAUACUCCAUGCAGUGAAUAGGGAUUUUGUCUUGAAGCGCAUUUUGCUUCUGCUCAUGGUUAUACAAAUAAACACGGCGCAGAAUUGAAAUCUCUUAUCACCAUAAGCGAAAUGUAAUUCAGAUGGAACCACUAGACACUUAAGUUUUCACCUCCUUGUUAUUAGCUCAAACUGUUUGUAGUCUUAAUAGCCCUGCGCUUUAUUCGUUCUAUCGUCUCUAGCAAUUUACGACUGACUGAUUGCGUACAGUUGAUUUUAGAUUGACAUCCUUCGAUAGAGUCGCAAUGCAGAAAUGUUAAAAGUGUAUCUUAUGCACUGAAUGGUGGGGACAAAUUCUUCAGAAUACCUCACAUAGCUACCAAAACCUACCUCGUGAAUGCAUUUACUACAUGUAGAUUUUAUUAUCCGAACCAGCCUCCCCGAAAAUACAAUUUUUUUGCUAAUGAGGUUGGUAUCCUUAAGAAAAUAAAAGGAAAAUCAUAGAAAAUUGGUGAGGUUGGUAAAAAAAGGGACUUCAUUAUCAAAUCGAUAAUUUGGCUAUCAUUCGAUCUAACUUCGGGGAAUGUUUGCUUUUUUAUGUGGCAACGUGGAAUGUACUGAUAAGGUUUUUACUCACGCCAUUAACACAAAUGAAAUUCGGAAUUUCAAAAGAUCCAAUCAAAUACUGGCUACAUUAACGGCCUCAUUUCCUGAUUGUUUCUCUUGAAUACUCCUCGAGAGUAUCCACGAUCCAUAAGUUCGUUCCUGGUAAAGAUGCCAAUUUUAACUGUUACUGUAUAUAAAUUAAGCUUGUAAAUAAUAUUGUAAAA
This is a messenger RNA of Bemisia tabaci, 3957 nucleotides long. RefSeq lists its product as uncharacterized. The record is from RefSeq and is a predicted model, not a curated record. NCBI's taxonomy places the organism in Eukaryota, Metazoa, Arthropoda, Insecta, Hemiptera, Aleyrodidae.